Messenger RNA from Ostreobium quekettii, 945 nucleotides. Lineage: Eukaryota; Viridiplantae; Chlorophyta; Ulvophyceae; Bryopsidales; Ostreobiaceae. The record is from the annotation of a GenBank genome assembly.
AUGCUCGCCGACGACCCCACCGACACGUUCCUCCGCUACAGCCUGGCCAUGGAGCUGGACAAGGAGGGCAACCACACCGCCAGCCUCGCCAAGCUAGCAGAGCUCACCAAGGACGAACCUCCCUACGUGCCGGCGUUCUUUAUGGCGGGGCAGCAGCUCACCCGGAUUGACCGUGUGAACGAGGCCCGCGCUUUCCUACGCGACGGCAUCGAGGCCGCUCGCACGCAAGGCGACGCCCAUGCCGCUGGCGAGAUGAGCGAAUUCCUGGCCAGCCUAGGCGACAUGGCGGUGCUGUCCGCGCUGACCCCGGCGGCCUCGCCGGCCGACAUUGUGCUGGCUGACUCGACGGCAGAGUUCUCAAAUGUGCAGGGGCAGGACAGCUGGCUUUAUGGCUACUACAGCGGCCCCUUCACGCCCGACAACUUCCAGCAGAUGGCCGAGUACGAUGUGGCCCGCGAGCGCUGGCAGGUGGACGGCACGCACCCGUUCCCCUUCUACUGGACCAUGCUUGACCGUCAGGGCGGGCACCCCAACGGGCUGACGACCAGCGCGGGGUUCCAGCCGGCCGAGCACUGGCCCGUCCGCCGCUAUGAGAGUGAGUCCGCCGGCGCAGUGACCAUCGCCGGCGUGGUGGGAGACAUCGACGAUCGCUUCGGGGGCCAGGGGCUCAUCGCUCGGAUCUUCGUCGACGGAGUCGAGGUCUACACCCGUCACCUGGGCAACGCCGAGUCGAACGUGCCCUACGAGGUCGACGCGGUGGUCUCCGUUGGCUCGUUUAUCGACUUCGCGGUAGACCCCAAAAACUCAAACGACUGGGCCGACCGAUUUCUGUUCACCGCCGUGGUGACGACCGUGCCAGAGCCAUGGUCGACGGUGCUGCUGGCGGCGGUCGGAGCUCCGAUCAUGGCGGGGCGGCGUUGCCGAAACUACGCGUCCGGUUCGUAG